ACCUGGAAAUGCGUCAUAAGACGGGUCCAACACUAGAAAACGAUAUUACGUCUAACGCGAAAGAGCAUAGUUUUAAAUAGGUUUAGACCGAAUAUUACUCCAUAAAACAACUCAAAAAAGGCCAAGCCAUGUCUCCUCCACCUAAAAAUCAGAUAGAACUGAUUGAUCCAUCACAAAUCUAUCGUCCCGAAGAAGCAUUUGACGAAUACAAUAGAGAAAAGACCAAGCUUAUAAGUAGAACAAAUAAAGAUCAAGAGGACUUUAGAAAUUAUGAAGAAAACUUGAAUACAGAUGCUGUUAGAAAAACCUAUACUCUAAUGCAUACGUAUCAAACUAUGGACUUUGUUAAGGACAAGAUAGCAAAAUGGGGCAGUCUCUCCCAAACAAGAAUGCCAGUAAUGGAAGCAAUUUUCAUGUUAGAUGCUUUCAUUGACGAAAGUGACCCAGACACAGACCUUCCCAAUUCUAUUCAUGCAUUCCAAACUGCAGAAAGAAUCCGCGAGACUCAUCCUGACAAGGAUUGGUUUCACCUGGUUGGUCUUCUCCAUGAUCUCGGCAAGGUUCUGGCUCUUUGGGGGGAGCCUCAGUGGGCGGUUGUUGGUGACACAUUCCCUGUUGGGUGCAAGUUUUCAAGCAAGAUUGUCUUUGCAGAUACGUUUAUAAACAACCCGGAUAAUCUUCAUCCAAACUAUACCUCCAAGUAUGGAAUUUAUGGAGCUAAUUGUGGUCUUGACAAUGUUACUAUGUCCUGGGGUCAUGAUGAAUACAUGUACCGUGUGCUCAAGGGUAACAAUUGCACUAUUCCAGAAGAAGGACUGUACAUGAUCAGGUACCACUCAUUCUAUCCCUGGCACUGUUCUGGUGAAUACAACUAUCUCUGCAAUGACCAUGACAAGGAGAUGCUACCUUGGGUCUUGGAAUUCAACAAAUUUGAUCUAUACUCUAAAUCAGAUGGACUCCCAGACGUCGAUGCUAUCAGGCCAUACUAUGAAGGUUUAAUCGCUAAGUAUUGCCCUGGAGAACUACAGUGGUGAAACCCGUGGCAAAAAUAAGAUUAAUAUUGCACAGGAUAAAGUUAAUAAAAAUUUAUUUGUAAAUAUUUAAGUUGCACAAUAAUAUAUGAUGGGAUGUGAAAAAUAUCAUUCCCAUAGAGGUAAGAGUUUCCAAUGUAUUAUAUAUCUAUAAUGUAACUGAUACAGCUGUACGUGUAAAUGAUGCAGAUGGUGCUAAUACGGUGAUGAUGAUGAUGAUGAUGAUGAUAGGAUGAUAACAAUGGGUGUUUUAGCCCCCAGUGGUUUAGUCCCACCUUCCAGUGGUUUAGCCUCACUCUUUAAAUGUGAAUAUUAAAUGGUGAUGAUGAUGAUGAUGAUGGGAAGAUGACGAUGAUGAUUAUGUUGCCAUUGAUGAUGGUGAUGAUAAUUAUGUUGACAAUGAUGAUGGGAAUAGUAUGAUAACAAUGCUGAUGUUGUCAAUGAUAGAAUGAUGAUGAAGAUGCUGAUGUCAGUACCACAGUAAUGAUUAUGUUGACAAUGAUGAUGAGAUGAUUAGGAUGAUGGUGAAACGAUAUGAUGAAUGACAAUGCUGAUGUUGCCAAUGGUAAUAUGAUGAUGGGAUGAUGAUGGUAAUGAUAGUAAAGUAAAUGCUUCUUUCAUGAGUUUUGACAAACUUAAAUUCCUAUAGCUCUCUUCAGUCCAAUAACCAUAACAACAGUAUAAUUGCCUAGAUGGGUCCAGGCUUCAAAAUCCACACCUUUAAUCAUAGAGUAGACUUAACUACAGUGGUAAUGAACAUGUGCAAUUGUAUGAAAACUAUAAAUAAUACUGUACUAUAUAAUUACAACUGAGCUUGGACCACACUGAUUACAUAAUACCUUGGCACAGCUUAUAUACAACUCAUUAACAUAUAGACCCAGGCCUCUAGGAAUAUAUUUCUCUCUCCAUUCCAACUCGCAAGCUCCUUGUUCAUUACAAGAUAAAUCUAAUUAAUGAUAAGUAAGAAGUAAUGUAAGAAAAAAAUCCAGUGAUGAUAAUAAUUUUAUAUUCAUGUUAAUUAUUUUUAAUUUUUACUGCAUUUCUGAGGUGUUUGCUUGUAAUAAUUAUUGUAAGAUUAAAGUUUUCAUUUUUAUGUA
Messenger RNA from Actinia tenebrosa (Australian red waratah sea anemone), 2128 nucleotides. RefSeq names its product inositol oxygenase. Gene Ontology annotation, molecular function: iron ion binding; inositol oxygenase activity. NCBI's taxonomy places the organism in Eukaryota, Metazoa, Cnidaria, Anthozoa, Actiniaria, Actiniidae. Gene Ontology annotation, biological process: inositol catabolic process. The record is from RefSeq and is a predicted model, not a curated record. Gene Ontology annotation, cellular component: cytoplasm.